Messenger RNA from Arabidopsis thaliana (thale cress), 1904 nucleotides. RefSeq names its product eif4a-2 (gene EIF4A-2). The transcript is spliced from 5 exons. The record is from RefSeq and is marked reviewed. The coding region runs from base 418 to 1656 and encodes 412 amino acids. Gene Ontology annotation, cellular component: cytoplasm. Gene Ontology annotation, molecular function: mRNA binding; nucleic acid binding; ATP binding. NCBI's taxonomy places the organism in Eukaryota, Viridiplantae, Streptophyta, Magnoliopsida, Brassicales, Brassicaceae.
GGUGUGUGUUAGUAUGCAAUUGCGAUUCAUUAUUCAUAGUCUCUUUUGACAUUGGUGUAAAAUAACUUGAUUGGUAACAAUAUUUUCCCUACUAGUUUAGGAAAAGUAUAAAGAGGUGAGAAAAAUCUCAAAUCGAAAAGGAAGAGGAAAGUGGGGGUAAAGUUGGAAAUAUAAAAAUUUUGGAAAAGUAGAACAAUUAGAAAGAGGAAAACCCUAAAAAAAAAAAGAGGGGGACUAUAUAACUGGCUAACACGUAUUGGGUUGAGUCUCUCUCUACCUCAAUUUAUAUUAUUUGCUUCAAUCUUCUCUUUAUCGCUCCACCAGAUCCAAGUUCGCGAGAUUUCAAGCUCUCUAACAAAGUUCUUCACUUUUACUCUCAAAGCUUUCAUCUUUCAUUCAACUACUUAAGCUCCAAGUAUGGCAGGAUCCGCACCGGAAGGAACACAAUUUGAUACGCGUCAGUUUGACCAGAGGCUGAAUGAAGUUCUCGAUGGACAGGAUGAGUUCUUCACCUCAUAUGAUGAGGUCCAUGAGAGCUUUGAUGCCAUGGGUUUGCAAGAGAAUCUUCUUAGGGGUAUCUAUGCUUACGGUUUCGAAAAGCCUUCUGCUAUUCAGCAAAGAGGAAUUGUACCCUUUUGCAAGGGUCUUGAUGUGAUCCAGCAGGCACAGUCUGGUACUGGAAAAACCGCCACUUUCUGCUCUGGUGUCUUGCAGCAGCUUGACUAUGCCCUUCUCCAGUGCCAGGCUCUCGUUUUGGCUCCCACCAGAGAGCUUGCUCAGCAGAUUGAGAAGGUCAUGCGUGCCCUUGGUGACUACCAAGGUGUCAAGGUUCAUGCCUGUGUUGGUGGAACCAGUGUCCGUGAGGAUCAGCGCAUUCUCCAGGCUGGUGUUCAUGUUGUCGUUGGAACUCCCGGUCGUGUUUUUGACAUGCUUAGAAGACAAUCUCUCCGCCCUGACUGCAUCAAGAUGUUUGUCCUUGAUGAAGCUGAUGAAAUGCUCUCCCGUGGUUUCAAGGAUCAGAUCUAUGACAUAUUCCAGCUUCUCCCACCAAAGAUUCAGGUUGGAGUGUUCUCUGCGACAAUGCCUCCGGAAGCUUUGGAGAUCACAAGAAAAUUCAUGAGCAAACCAGUGAGAAUCUUGGUGAAACGUGAUGAGCUCACACUUGAAGGUAUCAAGCAAUUCUACGUGAACGUGGAGAAAGAAGACUGGAAGCUUGAGACUCUCUGCGAUCUCUACGAGACUCUAGCCAUCACUCAGAGUGUCAUCUUUGUCAACACUCGUCGCAAGGUCGACUGGCUCACAGACAAAAUGAGAAGCCGUGACCACACAGUCUCAGCAACUCAUGGAGACAUGGACCAAAACACCAGAGACAUCAUCAUGAGAGAGUUCAGGUCUGGCUCGUCUCGUGUUCUAAUCACAACCGAUCUCUUGGCUCGUGGUAUCGAUGUGCAGCAAGUCUCUCUAGUCAUAAACUUUGACCUCCCAACUCAGCCAGAGAAUUACCUUCACCGUAUCGGAAGAAGUGGAAGGUUCGGGAGAAAGGGUGUGGCGAUUAACUUUGUGACUCUUGAUGAUCAGAGAAUGCUGUUUGAUAUUCAGAAAUUCUACAAUGUGGUUGUUGAGGAGCUUCCCUCAAACGUGGCUGAUUUGCUGUGAAGAAGAAGAAGAAGAAGAAGAAGAAAGGUUGCUUGUUUCGCAAAUUUCUUAUUUGAUUUUUGACCCGUCUCUCUCUCUCUGAAUCAUCGAUACAUCUUUUUCAUUCUCUAGUAUUCUUCAUCAACUCUAUCGAACAUAUAUAUGUCUCUUCUGACCAUAUUUCUUUUUUAUCAAAUGCAAUAUUUAUUUCUUCUCUUGUAUGAUCCAAAAAUCUUUCGUAAUUACAAGUCUAUUCACAGCAAUUCUAU